Molecule: messenger RNA, 1503 nt
Organism: Plasmodium gonderi
Lineage: Eukaryota; Apicomplexa; Aconoidasida; Haemosporida; Plasmodiidae
Product: variable surface protein
Exons: 3
Coding region: 1-1503 (500 amino acids)
Source: RefSeq, a predicted model, not a curated record
AUGGGCAAUGCACCUACAACUCAAGUGACAACCUUAAGUGAGGAUCAAUUGAAUGAUGUUUUAAAAGAUUUACCUAUAUAUGGAAUAUAUGAAAAAAUUAAGGAGGAUAAAAAAGCUAAUAAUAAGCAUGAUAAACAUUGUGAAAAUAUAAAAUCUCAUAAUAGCCAAUGUGAUCAAUAUCUUAUUGCAUUUUGCAAAAAAUUUGCUUCUCGUUUGGAAAAUUUAUCUAAUUAUUUGAGUAAAGGACAAACACAUGCUGAUGCUUGUUCACAUUUAACCUACUUGACAUAUGGUGAAAUAAAAGAUAUAUUUGAUUCAUAUAAAUGUCCCUAUGAAAAAAAAUAUUUCAUCGAUAAAAUUAACGAAGCAAUAAUCCAUAUUAAUAAUAGUGUGUCAACUCAUAAAGUUUGUUAUAUUGACAUUAAUUAUGCAUUUGAAGAAUCGACACUUAAAAAACGUUUACACGAUUAUUUUAAAAAUUUUGAUACUAUUAGUGAAAAUAUUUCUAAAAAUAAUAAAUAUCAGUGUCAUUUAUUUUAUUUUGAUUACCUUAAAUAUAUAUCUACCAUAUAUGACAAAUUUAGAGAUGAUUGCUGUGUUUAUUAUGGACUUCAAAAUCAUUGUUCUUCAUAUUUCCAUUGUGAUGAUGCUUAUAGACCCCAAAAUUUGUUAUCUGAAUUAUAUAAAUAUUGUAUUCGUGAACCUUUACUUUUUAAUUUAAAAAAGGAUAUUAACAAAUCAGCUAAUGAUUUAAAAAAUUUACUUAAUUUGUUAAAAGAUGAAUCAUAUGAAGGUGUUCAUUUACAAACCAUUAAAAUAAGUACAGACCCUAAAAUUCCUGAUCUAUCAAGUGCAACAGAUUAUAAGUACAUUAGAUGUUACAAUAUAACACAUCCUGAUUACGACUCAGUUAAAAGGUGUUAUUCAGUAAAAACACCUAAGAAUGAAGAUUUUGAUAAAGUUUUUAAAUUUGUAAACCAAGAACAAUAUACCCCUGCGAAACCCAUAACGAAACGUAAAAAAUUAAAAGAUAAUAGGCUGUUAUUGCAAAGUAAUAAGCAAAUUGAAAUGCAAAAUGGUAGUAGUGAUGCAGUGACAACUGAUGUUAAUGCUAAAUUAAAUGAUAAUAAAAAUGUCGAAAAAGAAACUAAUAAUAAUUCUGAAAAUAAACCCCCUAAAAAAGAUGAAUUACAAACUUAUGGUAACGUUAAAAUGACAACUCAUAUUAGUUAUGAUAAUUCUUAUCAUUUAGAAGCAUAUAAUAUAUAUCAAUCAUUACCUAUGCGUAUCAUUAUAACGUCCAUUCUUGUGUUGGGUAUAAUUUUUUUAACUUUCUUUACUCCGUUUGGACCAUGGUUACGUAAGAGGUUGCACAAAGAAAGAGAAAUUAGGAAAAAAAAUCUAAAAAAUAAACAUCACACUCCAAAUAGAAAUAGAUCAAAAUUAAAAAAAGAAAACAUGCAGAAUACUAGAGUUCGUCUUUCUUAUACCCAGGAACAAUAA